AUGACAACCUUGCAAUGCCAAGCUUGUAUGGUGUUAGUUGCUGCUUCUAGAAUAAGCUUGCAAAACAUCCAGUCCAGCUGUUUCAUCAGUAGGCAUGCCGCACGGACAACACCGCUUCAGGCGCAGCCUCGACCUGUCAGAACAAUUUCGAGGAGGAGCACUGGCGCGAGGGCAUCUUUUUGCGACGGCGGCGAGACGGUAGCACGGGAGGGAGACAUGGUGAAUGUGAAAUUCGUGUGCAAGACACUGGAUGGUGAGGUGCUUCAUGCAUCCGGCGAUGAUGACGUGUUGACGUUUGAAGUCGGUGCUGGUAAUUUCGUUGGAAAUCCUCUUUUCAAGGGGUUUGAUGAGGCAGUGAAGGGACUGGCAGUUGGCCAAAGCCGCACCGUACAGUCAGCACCUAUGGCUAAAACUGAUGAGAUGAUUUUCCGAGUACCCAAGGACCACGAAGAGAUCCAGAGGCUGACUAAGGAGCAAGGGAGAGAGCUCAAAGCGGGAGAUGUUGUUGUGCUUGCGAAUGGGGGCCCUGCUGAGAUUCUAGAGGUUGGCAAGGACUUCGUUGUGGUUGAUGCGAACCAUCCACUGGCCGAGCAAAUAAUUGAAUUUGAAGUGGAGCUGGUCUCCAUUGGUGACUCACAGUGA
Messenger RNA from Closterium sp. Yama58-4, 642 nucleotides. The record is from the annotation of a GenBank genome assembly. NCBI's taxonomy places the organism in Eukaryota, Viridiplantae, Streptophyta, Zygnematophyceae, Desmidiales, Closteriaceae.